Molecule: messenger RNA, 1674 nt
Organism: Eucalyptus grandis
Lineage: Eukaryota; Viridiplantae; Streptophyta; Magnoliopsida; Myrtales; Myrtaceae
Product: probable pectinesterase/pectinesterase inhibitor 41
Exons: 2
Coding region: 1-1674 (557 amino acids)
Biological process (GO): cell wall modification
Molecular function (GO): pectinesterase inhibitor activity; pectinesterase activity
Source: RefSeq, a predicted model, not a curated record
AUGUCGAAGCCACACGCCUUCCUUGCUCUUCCUCUUCUUCUUCUUCUUCUUCUUUUUUCUUUUUCAUCCUCUAACUCUCUUGCCCUAGAAGAUGACGAUAUCCAUGCAAGGAACGCCAGCCUCGUCUCGGCGGAAACCGCAUGCAACUCCACUCCCGACCCCGCCUUCUGCUUAUCCACGCUGCCUGACGCUAAUGCCACCAGCGACGUCCGCCACUUCGGCCGCUACUUCAUGCAGAGAUCUUUCUCCCGAGCUUGCAGGUUUCUCUCCCUGGUCGAUGAGCAUCUCUUGAGAGUGCGGGCACACCUGACAGCCCCGGAGGCCCGUGCCCUCGAGGAUUGCCGCCAUGUUGCGGUGCUGAACGUGGAGUUCCUUCUCAAAUCUUCCAAACUGGUCGAUGACAAGGCCAGAGAGCUCCCAGCCAAAGAAGUGGAUGAUGUUCGGACCCUGCUCAGUGCCGUCCUGACCAAUCAGGAGACCUGCUCGGAUGGUCUCCAGUGGGCGGUGGCCAGCUCGAGGAUCAAGGGCGGUCUGCCUGUUCGCCUUUCAGAGGACACCAAGUUGCACAGUGCUUCCUUGGCGCUGUUCAACAAAGGUUGGUCCUCGAGGAAGGGCGAAGCGGCCACGCGAUACUCUGAGAGCACACUAAUGCCUCUUAGACUCAGCCAGGUCUCAGUGAACAUGUCAAGCCUAACGCGUGCUUUUUAUGCAUCUCUAAGCAAGAAGCAUAUUUUUGCUGCGGGUCAACAUAAUACAGUGCUGAUCCGCGACAUAGUGGUGGUGAAAAAGGACGGAAGCGGGAACUUCACCAGCAUAAACGAGGCCGUCAGGGCAGCUCCGAAUAACGUUGAUGGAUCCAAUGGCUACUUCUUGAUCUACAUAACUGCAGGCAUCUAUCACGAGUACGUUUAUGUCAACUCGAACAAGAAGAACCUCAUGAUGGUCGGAAACGGCAUCAAUCGAACUGUGAUCACUGGAGAUCGCAACGCCCAUGACGGAUGGAGUAUCUUAAGCAGUCCAACAUUUACCGUGGAGGCACCCCACUUUAUUGCAAUGGACAUGACCUUCCGGAACACAGCAGGGCCAGAGAAGGGACAGGCCGUAGCUGUCCGGAACAGUGGUGACCGGUCCACAUUCUACCGGUGCAGCUUCGAGGGGUACCAAGACACUCUCUUUACGCACUUCUUCAGGCAAUCCUAUAGAGAGUGCGACAUCUACGGCACGGUUGACUUCAUCUUUGGAGAUGCAACCGCGGUGUUUGAGAAGUGCAAUGUAUACCCUCGCCGCCCCCAAAAAGGCCAGUACAAUGCCAUAACCGCUCAAGCGAGGUCCAAUGGGGACGAGGAAACGGGCAUCUACUUCCGAAAUUGCACCAUCAGAGCUGCCGAUGACCUGGCCAAGAGCAAUUACUAUGUGGAGACAUAUCUAGGGCGGCCGUGGAAGGACUACUCGAGGACGGUUUACAUGCAUACGUUCAUGGACAGUCUGAUUCACCCUGCGGGUUGGCACGAUUGGAAUGGGACUGAUUUUGCGCUGAGCACACUCUACUAUGCAGAACACAAUAAUACCGGACCUGGCUCCAACACCACGAACCGAGUUAAUUGGCCUGGAUACCAUGUGAUUAGCUCGGACAAGGAACCGGAUUUUGGCGGAUCAAACUUCUUCCCUGGAUGA